AUGUCUGCCGCUAUUGAUGAGACUCCAUUGAGUGCUGCACCCCUCGAGCGUCGCAACUCGUUGGAGAAGCACCUCCAGACGCGCCCGGAUAUGCAGGACCUAAAGAACCGCCAUAUCCUGCUUGACACCAAUUUGGCUCCAUCCCUCCAGUCAGCCCAGCAGGAGCUCGAUCGUCACCGUGCCACAGAUAGUCUGAAGAAAAAUCUGGAGAAGAGGCCUGACCGAGAUGAGCUGGUGGAGCGGAACAUCCUCCCCGCGACCACCGCCGCACCGGCCCUGCAGGCUCAAGCCCGCGAGCUCGAACGCCACAUGCUAGCCGAUAAUCUCGAGCAUAAGAUUCAGAAUCGCCCUCAGCCAGAAACGCUGAUCACUCAAGGCAUCCUGACGGAAGAUGAAGACCCUCGAUCGGCUUGA
This is a messenger RNA of Penicillium oxalicum, 414 nucleotides long. RefSeq names its product RPEL repeat-containing protein. The record is from RefSeq and is a predicted model, not a curated record. The coding region runs from base 1 to 414 and encodes 137 amino acids. The transcript is spliced from 3 exons. NCBI's taxonomy places the organism in Eukaryota, Fungi, Ascomycota, Eurotiomycetes, Eurotiales, Aspergillaceae.